Messenger RNA from Haliaeetus leucocephalus (bald eagle), 2133 nucleotides. It is a transcript of the gene AKNAD1, whose product is annotated as AKNA domain containing 1. Lineage: Eukaryota; Metazoa; Chordata; Aves; Accipitriformes; Accipitridae. The record is from RefSeq and is a predicted model, not a curated record. The transcript has 8 exons. The coding region runs from base 1 to 2037 and encodes 678 amino acids.
AUGGAGACUAUGAAGAAGUGCAAACCAUCAGACAGGGUGAAAACCCAAAUGAAUAGUUCAUUUUCAGGUGAAUUGGGCUGUAUCACAGAUGCAACUGAUGAGGAACAAGAUGACUUACCUUAUGAUGGAGAGGUAGGAAUAACCUGUAAAUACAAUAGUAAUUCAGAUAAUUUGAAUGACUGUACUUGCACAGAAGAUAUUUCUAGUAUUUUUAACUUAGCCUGUUCUGAAGAUAACAAAAACAUAAAAGCAACAGUGAAUUAUGAAACUCAUCCACAGCCUGAAGAAUUCUCCAGUCACCACAGAGAUGCCACAGGAACAAGGGGAAUUUCAGUUGAAACGCCUGGAAGUGAAGCUUCCUUUAAGAAGGAAUUACUAGUUGGUAGUUAUAGUAAACCAGGUAUCAAAAACCAUCUAGCUAACUCAAAAGUGUCCAGUGUCCUUUUGCGUCAUUUUUCUAAGGGAGAGUUAAUAAGCGCAUGCCAGUUAAUUGAAUGCGAGACAAUACCAGAGACAUCCUUUGCAGAAAGUAUCGAUGACUCUGUGAACAAACCUGAGCCUUCAGAACACAUCAAAGGCCCUUUAGCACAUGAACAAUGGGCAACUAACUUUCAAGAAUAUCACUUGGAAAAGUACAAGGAAGUAAACACUGGUAAUAAAAAUCAAAAUUUGCUAAAUGAAAAUAGAUGUGUUUCAAAACCUGUUUCUUCCACUGUUAAGUGUGGGUGCAGCCAAGAAAAUUCACAAUUGAUUAAUGAGAAUGAAGAUACACAUGUCUCUCAAAACACGAAGAAAGACAGCACCCUGUUUAAGAAAACCGUUUCACCUCAUGAGCUCAAGUAUGGCCAAGGUCAGGCUCACUAUUGCCUUCCCAACUUCUCCAAAGUUGCUUCAGAAGUUAAAGUACCACAAAGCAGUGACAAUAUAAACUCAGUUCCUACCACUGAAAGAGCAAAAUCAUUCCCUAUUUUGCUAAGUAAAUCAGUAAUUGCGAACAACAUUCCAGAAAAUAAGAACUAUUUCAAUGCCGAAGUAGAGAAUCAAAAAGAAAUGAGCAUUCCAGAACUGCUGCAACAGCUAGAGUGUGGAACAGCAGCAUCAGCAUUACCAGCAGCUGGUACAGUAGAAGCACACUGUCUAAAUCCUUCUAAUUUACUGCCAGAACUAACACUAGGAGAAAAGAUGUCUCAAAUACUAAAGGAUCAGACAGAUCAACUGAUAAAGAAAGUGGAAGACUUCUCUAAGCACAUGACCCAAGAGACACUCCUUUUACAAGACAACUACCUGGCAUUAAAUCAAUUGAAAAGAUACCUCGGUGCCUUGGAAAGGAAUUACUUAACAGCUAGAGAAGAGCACCGUAAUUUACAGCUGCAGAAUUACAAGGACAACGUUGGAGAGUUUGAUCCUGAAAGAAAGGUGGAAGGGGAAAUAUUUAGACUUGGCAUGCUGCUUGAAGACAUCCAAGAACAAACUGAUGACAGCAAAUGCAACUUGUCAUCUUUGCUUACUUCCUGUGAAUCUGCCUGUUCAUCAUAUUCUCUUUGUGAGGUCAGUAAGUUUUAUUAUUUAAAGGCAGCGAUUCAGAAGACAUCUCAGCUUGUGAUUCUUAUAAUGAUUCACAAAGGAAGGAACUUGUCAACUGUGAGACUGAAAGUUACAAAACAUUCAAUACAAGACUAUGUGGAGAAAAAAAAGGACUUAGAUGCAGAUGCCCUAGAAGAAGCAGAGAUCAAUUUAAACUUGGGAAUUACAAAGAGUCUGUUCAGUCUUGUGCCCUAUAUAGAAAUAAAAGUCCUGGUUCAUCCUGUGAAGUUAAAAUGCUACACAGAACCUUAUUUAAACAUCACUUUCUAUUCUAUACCUACACAAACAUUUGCCUUCAGUAUUAACAAGGCUAUAUUUUAUUAUUCCCAACAGAUUUUAAGUUCUGCUCUGGAUCAUGCCAUACAGACAGCAAACAGUUUGAAGAAAGCUACAGAACGAAUGGUACAAGCGGUUUCAGAAGAUCUAGCUAAAGUUAAAAAAAACCAGCUUUAGUAACCCAGUUUCAAAUGCUAUAUUGUUUUGCUGGUUGAUACUGAAGUGCCAGUAUCUUUGCAAAUAUAAAAUGAUAAACACAAAGAUCAGAGAGUC